This is a messenger RNA of Aspergillus pseudoviridinutans, 1128 nucleotides long. RefSeq lists its product as uncharacterized. Gene Ontology annotation, molecular function: ATP binding; metal ion binding; D-alanine-D-alanine ligase activity. NCBI's taxonomy places the organism in Eukaryota, Fungi, Ascomycota, Eurotiomycetes, Eurotiales, Aspergillaceae. The transcript has 3 exons. The coding region runs from base 1 to 1128 and encodes 375 amino acids. The record is from RefSeq and is a predicted model, not a curated record. Gene Ontology annotation, biological process: peptidoglycan biosynthetic process.
AUGGCUGCAAAUUCAGCUGUCGCGUGUAGACGGCGUUCUUUCACCCGAUGCGCCCGCGCCUUGAGCAGUUCCGCUUGUUCCCCCACAGUCGCUGUGUUAUUUCAGGCCAUCGAUCCGCCUGUCAUCAACGGCGUGCGUUAUCAGGACUCUGGAGCGGAUAUCGCCUACGCCCUGCGACAAAAAGGCGUCAGGGUCCUCACUCCCAAUCCAUCGCCAUCGGAUUCCUCACACGAAGGCUGGUCCUUCCCUGACACAGAAGAGGGAAUCUAUUCUGCCGUUCAACAAGGCGCUACUCAUCUCUGGGCAAACACCAUCCUCUUUGCGUCACAUCCUCUCCAGAUGUCAAGCAAAUUAACUCCUCUAGCGUCUGAUCUCUACGUCGUUGGGCAACCGCCGGGCCUGGUCGAAAACUUUGAUGACAAGUCUUUCUUGAACAACAAAUUACGUGAAUUGGGUGGCUUCAGCUUGCCUCGCGCGUGGAUGGUUGGCCCCGAUAAUGUUCGCCAGAUUCUUAACCAGAUCGAUCGUUAUCCGAUCGUGGGGAAGCCGGUGCGGGGCCGAGGCAGCCAUGGUGUCCGAGUGUGCCAAGAUGCUGCUCAGUUAGAACAACAUGCCGAAAUCUUACUGGCGGAAUCACCGCUGAUCAUGCUCGAGGAGUUUCUGGCAGGUGAGGAGGCGACUAUCACCGUCAUGCCGCCGACGCCUUCUCGCCCGGACUACUGGUGUAUGGUGCCAGUGACGCGCUUCAACCAUGAGGAUGGUAUUGCUCCAUAUAAUGGCGUGGUAGCGGUCACAACCAACUCCCGCGUGGUGUCGGAGGACGAAAUGAAAGAUCCGGCGUACAACAAGGUGAUGCGGCAGUGCGAAGGGGUCGCCAGGCUGAUUGGUGCCACUGCGCCGAUUCGGGUAGAUGUGCGACGGUUCCGAGUGGGAUCGGAAUUCGCUUUGUUCGACAUAAAUAUGAAGCCAAAUAUGACCGGUCCAGGGCGGCCAGGGCGGGUGGAUCAGGCCAGCUUGACUGCCAUGGCAGCAGCAGCUAUAGGCUGGGACUAUGGCACGCUGUUGCAGCAUAUCCUGGAGGGCGGCCAACCCUUGGGUCAAUUCCGUAACUAUAGCAGUCCAUUCUAG